This is a messenger RNA of Perkinsus marinus ATCC 50983, 1326 nucleotides long. RefSeq names its product retrovirus polyprotein, putative. Bases 1 to 1326 code for a protein of 441 amino acids. Gene Ontology annotation, biological process: DNA integration. The record is from RefSeq and is a predicted model, not a curated record. NCBI's taxonomy places the organism in Eukaryota, Perkinsozoa, Perkinsida, Perkinsidae. The transcript has a single exon. Gene Ontology annotation, molecular function: nucleic acid binding.
AUGACCUUGGGUCUGCUUGGCAUGCGUAAGUCCAAGAGUUCGGUUUAUCACCCGGCUGGUAAUGGCCUUGUGGAACGCUUUAAUCAGACAUUUCUGAAGAUGCUACGGACACAUGUUGAUUCUGUCUAUGAUUGGCAACGACAUCUUGGCUCUAUGGUUUGGUACUACAAUACAAGUAUUCACUCUGCGACUAAAGCAUCACCGUUCUACUUGAUGUAUGGACGCUCCCCACCAGACCUAUGGUUCCCUGAUUUAGAAAGCACUGAGACGAGGUUCUUCGACCCCGACUCGUACGCCCGCUAUCUAAGUGCCACUCGUGCUAAGAUCCUCGACAAUGUGGAUGAAUGUGUCACUCAUGCUGCAUCUGUGUACAAGGCUACCUUCGAUUCUAAGUCUAAGCUGCGGUUAUUUAAACCAGGACUAAGGGUCCGCUUAGAGACCUUAGGCCCUGCUCGGUCUAACAAACUAGAUCCUCGAUGGGAGGGAAACUGGUACGUCUCUAAUGCUCUCCCUGGUUUACAUAACAAGACCUUAGAAAUUGUCCAUCCUGCUACGCAGCGACGUAAGAUUAUUAGUGUCGACCAUUUGUUGAUCGACCCGAUACAACCUGAUCACCUAUCUGCCGAUGUCGCAAAACUCGUCUAUGGUGAUGAAGGUGCUAUUCUUGAAGAAGCUAUUAUCCCCGAUGUCAACCCCGAUGUCCUUGAAGAUCCCGAUCUGCCUAUUGUUGCUACUAUGGAGUAUCCUAUCACUGCGGAACUGGUAACACAAGCUGUGGAUGCAGCAUCUGCUGACCCCCAGGUUGCUGUUGGUUCUGGGACUUCGUCCAUUCUCCGGUCAGAGAGUGUUUCUAAUCCCUCAACACCACAGAGGCUUGCACCUACCCCCGAAGCUGUUCAUGAGGCUACCCCUAUUUCGCCGAUCUUGUCUCCCGGCCUUUCUGAUUCAAGAGGGGAGGAGAUUGAAGAUGAAGUUAGUGCUGACGCAACAAUAGAUGACGUCAACGUUUUUAACGACAUGGAUAAUGCUACUUCCCCACUUGACGAAGAUUCUUCUGCCGACGACGAUAAUGAUGCUCGUCCUCUCGGAGAUGAAAAUUGUCAAGAUGAUUCCGAUGAUCUUAUCACUGAUACUGAUAAUGGAUCUCCGAAUGAUGAUAACGAUGUUACGUCUGCUAAUCUGCAACCUGAGUUCGAGUCUGCCCAGGAGGAAGAAGAUGAUGUUCCGGUGGAACCUAUUGUCAAUGACCUGCCUCCACAGUGGACCUUGGCUCGAGAUCGUGUUCGGCGGCAGCCCCGACUUCCGGCGAGGUUUGCCCCUGGUUAA